AUGGCUUUAACAUCUUCCUCUCAUCAAGCUUCUAUGAUCGUUGAAUUUGGAAAAAGCUUUCAUGUCAAACCAGAAACCACAAAGUUUUUUCUCAAAGAUUCGAAGCCAGUUAUUGAGCAUAUUAAUGAUUUUGAAUCGUUAAGGGUGAAUGGGUAUCAGUUGCAACAUUUCUUCAAAUUUCAAGGAUGGAUGGAGUACUUUUAUAUGUUGAAUGGGGCAACCUUUCCCUACUUGGUUAAAGAUUCCUGGGUAAGGGCUGAGAUUUAUGAUGGAGAUGUAGCUACUAUUGAAGAAAUUCAUAAGGUUACUAAUAAUAGAGAACUCAAAGGUAAGUCUAGGGAUGAAACGGGUUUUCCUGAGUUCAAAGAGGUGGGAAUCAAUUAUGCAUUGAUGGGAGUUGAUGUGACCAUCACUCUAAAUCAUAUUUCUAAACUUCUAGGCAUGGAAAAUGUUGGUAG
Molecule: messenger RNA, 458 nt
Organism: Vicia villosa (hairy vetch)
Lineage: Eukaryota; Viridiplantae; Streptophyta; Magnoliopsida; Fabales; Fabaceae
Exons: 1
Source: RefSeq, a predicted model, not a curated record